This is a messenger RNA of Sorghum bicolor (sorghum), 3339 nucleotides long. Its product is annotated as putative disease resistance protein RGA3. Gene Ontology annotation, biological process: defense response to other organism. The record is from RefSeq and is a predicted model, not a curated record. The coding region runs from base 513 to 3014 and encodes 833 amino acids. Lineage: Eukaryota; Viridiplantae; Streptophyta; Magnoliopsida; Poales; Poaceae. Gene Ontology annotation, molecular function: ADP binding. The transcript is spliced from 4 exons.
CCAGCUCGUUUAUUUUACUGCACGAAAGGUGCGUCCACUAACCCCGGUCGGCUGAAGUCGAUCUCGAUCCAGAGUUCCAGACUCUCACUCACCACCUACCCUGAAAACAAAGAAGACCUCAAGUCAUCUCUUGCCAGGAUUUCAAUCCUCAACGCCGCCGGCCGGCUGGGAGAACAAGCAAAAAAUUGCAUUUCCUCAGAGCUCUCAGGAGAUCAGUUCUCGCCGUUUCCCAGUUCAGUUCCCCUUCCCUGUCAAGCAUGUAACAGAAAAGACAAGGAGCAUAGCAUGAAUAUGAUGCGAAAUCUCUCGUAACAGAUCUCCAGCAGCAAAGAUAUUUAUGCUUGAACCUUGACGACUGCGUCUCCAGUCUAUUCUCCUCAUCUAAACCAGAUGACAUGGCACCACUAGUAGUUUCAUACUACUAGUAGUUUUUUACUACAGUCAUCUGCAAAUAGGGCCCCGCCGUAUACUUCUUAUGUAAAUCAAGUGGCUAGAUUGCCGGACACUCAGCUAUGGCUGAGGUUAUUUUAUCACACUUUGCAACCUCUGUUCUCCAGAAGGUCGCAUCCUUGGGCAGAAAAUGGGCUAUUAAUGAGAUCAAGUCAGCCUGGAAUGUCAAGAAAGAAAUAGGGAAGCUAGAAAGGUCACUAAGGUCCAUUUGUGCUGUUCUUCAAGAUGCCGAGGGAAGGCAGUCCUGUCCUCAUGCCCUUCAAGAGUGGCUGGACAAUUUGAAGGAUGCAAUAUAUGACAUAGAUGAUGUUUUGGAUGAUGUGGCUACUAGAGACCUGGAGCAGAAAGUACAUAAAGGUUUUCAUGCUCAACUUCAGAAUCUACUGGUUUCUCCCUUCGAACUGAGUCACAGAAUAAAAGAAGUUCGUGAGAAACUCGAAGAGAUAGCUGCAAACAAAACACAAUUUGGAUUAACUGAGCAACCAAUUCAAAUCUCGGUGACCAGCACAAGUAGUAGCAGGGAAACAUAUUCCUUUAUCAAUGAACCAGACAUUAUUGGGAGAGAUGGAGCUAAAAAUGAGAUUGUCACUAGGAUUCUAACUGCUGCAGACUCCACUAGUUCUUUGUCUGUACUUCCUAUUGUUGGCUUAGGAGGCAUUGGAAAGACUGCAUUGGCCAAAUUAAUUUACAAUGAUGUGCGGAUUACUAACAGGUUUGACAUAAAGCUAUGGGCUUGUGUCUCUGAUGUAUUUGAUCUUAAGAAGGUAUUGGAAGAUCUACUAGAAUCAGGUACUGGUGAGAGCCAUAGACACCUAAAACUGGAGACGGUUCAAAAAAGGUUAUGUGGGCUUUUACAGAAAAGGAGAUAUUUUCUUGUUCUAGAUGAUAUGUGGAAUGAUAAAGCUAGUGACUGGGAUGAGUUGAGAGGCUUUCUAUCCAGUGGAGGAAUUGGAAGUGUGAUAAUAGUCACCACACGCAGUAUAAAAGUCGCAUCAAUGAUCAAUACAUUAGAACCUUAUGACGUGGCAAAACUACCAAAUGACGAGUGCAUGCAAGUAUUUAUUUGCCGUGCAUUCAGAGAAAAUGAAGCUAAAGAUCCAGAGUUGCUAAAAAUUGGAGAGUCAAUUGUUAAAAAAUGUUGUGGUGUUCCUUUGGCAGCAAAGACGUUGGGUUCUCUUUUGUUUAGUUGUCGAAAUGUGGGAGAGUGGAGGUCCAUUGAUGAAGACAAUCUAUGCAAUGUUAAGCAAGACCGAGAUGGUAUAUUGCCAACAUUAAAACUAAGCUUCGAUGCACUUCCACCCCAUCUACGGGCCUGUUUUGCUUCCUUAUCCUCUUUCCCCAAGGACUCUGAACUUUUCAAAUAUAGUCUUAUUAUGUUUUGGAUGGCACUUGGGUUGCUGCAUAGUGGAGAGGAAAGCAAUGACCUGAUGUCUACUGGAGAAAGAUACUUCCAUGAACUAUUAGGAAGAUCCCUUUUGGAAGAUCAUUAUAUAGUUUUUGAUGGAACUGUUUCAAGGUGCAAAAUGCAUGAUCUAAUUCAUGAUCUUUCGAUAGAAGUGUCCAAAAAAGAGCACGCAGUUGUUAGCUGUAGAAAAGUUGAAGUCACUGAAAGGACUAGACACCUAGUGUGGGACCACGAACACUUCACAAUGGAGAUGAAAUUCCCUGGCCAGCUAAAAAGGGCCUGCAGGGCAAGGACAUUUCGAAGUAAAUUCAGUUAUGGCAUUGUGAGUAAAUCUUUUCUUGAAGACCUUUUUUCAACAUUCAGGCACCUUCGUGUCCUAGUUUUUAACCAUGCUGAAUUUGAGGAGCUGCCAAAUUCGAUUGGAAAUUUAAGGCACCUAAGGUACCUAGAUCUACAAUGGAAUAUCAAAAUCAAAUACCUACCAAAUUCUUUAUGCAAGCUGGUGAAUCUACAAACGCUCUUGCUUGCUCGAUGUCACCAACUAGUGGAGCUACCAAGAGGGGUGCAUGGACUUGUCAAUCUGACAUUUCUCUUGCUAACUUCAAAGCAGAAACAUUUGUUAAGACAUGGGUUUUGUGGUUGGGCUUCGCUAGCACAUCUACAUUUGAGUGGCUGCCUUGAGCUAACAUCAUUCACAGAGGGAAUUGGCAGCCUAUCUGCCCUCAAAGAGCUACGCAUCUUCAACUGUUCAAAGUUGGCUUCUCUUCCCUCUGCCAUGAGGCAACUAUCCAAACUCCAAAAGUUGGUUAUUAAUAAUUGUGCAGAGCUUGAUCUGAUGGAACCAAAGGAAGCCAUGAGCGGGCUGUGCUCCCUUCGUUCGCUCAAUCUUGUUGCUCUUCCAAAGUUGGUGGAAAUUCCAGGAAGCUUCAAAUCUGCUGCAUCCUCUCUUGAAUAUGUUUGCAUUGAUAAUUGCAAAGAAUUGGAGAGGCUGCCAAGUGUACUCAAAGAAUUCACUUCUCUUAAGAAAGUGUUCAUUCUUGACUCCCCUAGGUUGAGCAGGAGAUGCGCGGUGGAUUCCGGGGAGGAUUAUCAUCUCAUCAGCCACGUCCUUGAGAUAGAGAUUGAUGGAGUGGGGUUGAAAAGGAAGAGGGGAACCUAGCAAGCUUGCUGAUCCUGAAUCAUGGCAGGACGGUGAGCUUUCAGCUAAGCGGACACGCUACCUGGUGUUGCUAGUUCGCUACUGUGUUUUUUCCCCUGCGUUGUUGGUUGUUCUUUCCGGGCACUAUGCAUUAUAUGUUUGUGGUCUUGUGGUUACGUGGUCAUGACAAUGGCAGUAGCAGUUUGCCGCCUAAAUAAUAAGCUGGACACAGUCGGCUUGAAGUGUAAUGUAACUUGCACAUUUACUUGUUACGUGAGUUGAGCUAUUGCAAAUGUACAAUCAAUCGAUUAGCAAACUUGGUGAGCCUAGGCACCUCUGUACGUUA